AUGGUCAAUAUCACCCAGCUCAACUCCUCCGACUUACCCGUGGGAGCCAUAAUCACCCACUGUAACACUCCAGGCACAAUCGCCCUCACUUUCGACGAUGGCCCAUACAUCUACACAUCCCAGCUGUUAGAUACUCUCGCCGAACACGGCGUAAGGGCAACCUUCUUCCUCAAUGGUCAUAAUAAAGGAAGCAUCGAUGCCUUCCCCGAGGUAGUGGAGCGCACAUUGGCAGAAGGACAUCAGAUAGGGUCUCAUACGUGGGACCACCUUUCUCUUGACACCCUUUCAUACGAAGAAAUCGUGCACCAAAUGACAGUUCUUGAAGAUACCUUUUUGUCCGUCCUAGGCUUCUUCCCGACAUACAUGCGUCCCCCAUUCCUCAGACAUACCCACGUUGUCCUCAACGCCAUGGCCGAUCUGGGAUACCAUGUUAUUGGGGCUAGUGUUGAUACGAAGGACUAUGAGAAUGAUAAUCCUGAUACAAACUGGAUUAGUUUUGAGAAGUUCUCGAGGGAGGUUGAUUCUGGUGGGACGAUUGUGUUGGCGCAUGAUUCGCAUCAGCAUACGGUCCAGCUUUUGGUGCAUAAUAUGCUUGCUGAUAUUGAUAGAAGGGGGCUGAAUGCCGUUACUGUUGGUGAAUGUCUUGGUGAUGCGCCUGAGUAUUGGUAUCGUGAUGGGAGGUAG
Penicillium griseofulvum is the source of this 684-nucleotide messenger RNA. RefSeq names its product chitin deacetylase. NCBI's taxonomy places the organism in Eukaryota, Fungi, Ascomycota, Eurotiomycetes, Eurotiales, Aspergillaceae. Bases 1 to 684 code for a protein of 227 amino acids. Gene Ontology annotation, biological process: carbohydrate metabolic process. Gene Ontology annotation, molecular function: hydrolase activity, acting on carbon-nitrogen (but not peptide) bonds. The record is from RefSeq and is a predicted model, not a curated record. The transcript is spliced from 3 exons.